CUCAUGUCCUAAAACAUUAAAAGCCAUAUUAAUAGAACGUAAUUAAAGAUGCUAAAGUAACUUCAUGGAAUCUAGGGCUUCGCGCCGCUAGGUGUUUUGUCCGGUCUUGGCGAUCAAACCAAGACUCGGUGGCUCUUCGGUAGCAUCGACAUCGGGUGGCCGCGGCUUUUAAAGCAGGUUGGUGGGGAAGGAUCGCAGAAGCAGUCUCAAGGCUUGUUUGUUUUUCAUCCGGUCUUUGCGAAGGAAGCCUAUAUCGCAGAGAAGUUUUGCUUUGUUUUGCGGGCAAAGAUGGAAUCCAUAGCGGACAGGUACCGGAGGAUGAAGGUGGCGGAGAAGGAGACGGAACUGGACUGCGACGACGCCGAGGAAGGAAAGGAAGACGAGGAGGUGGUUCGCCCACGCUUCUCGGUGGUUGGAGCGUUGAUUGCAGACCGGAAGAUCAGUUUUGUGGGUUUCAAGGAAGCAAUGACGACGGCGUGGCGGCCGGGCAGAGGAGUAGAGAUCAAGGAGAUUGAGGAAAAAAGGUACAUCUUUAACUUUAAUCAUCCUGUUGAUAUGAAGCGUGUUGUUGAAGGAGGUCCAUGGCAGUUUGAGAAGAAUUUAUUGAUUGUUAAAGAGAUUAAACCAACAAAUAUCCCCCAUAAGAGUAUACUGAAUGAGGCAGAAUUCUGGGUUCAGGUUCUCAAUGUUCCUUACGGAUUGCUGAAUCUAGGGAAUGCUAGGAAAGUGGGUAACUUUUUGGGAAAAUUUGUGGAUUAUGACAAAAACAAUAAUGGGGAACACUGGAGGCCAUAUAUGAGGGUUAAAGUUUGUAUUAAUGUAGAGCUCCCACUGAAAAAAGGCACAACGUUAAAGAAAGAUGGAGUGGAGUAUUGGGUUGAUUUUCAGUAUGAGAGGUUGCCUAACUUUUGCUUUAUUUGUGGGGUUAUGGGGCAUUCUGAUAAGUUCUGCCCACUUUUGUAUGAAGAAGGUUUGGUUUUGGAAAAAAGUUUUGAUGCGUCCCUUAGGGCAGGGGGAGGAGUGAAGACCAACCCUACAGGGUUAAACAAAUGGCUGAUCGGGGAAAGCUCGAGUUCGGAAAAGGGGAGCCAGGGGUGGUUGGGGCAAGGGAAGGAAGAUAAAGGGCUGGGGGACAAAGAAGAUGUGACUGACUCUGGGAGUGCUUCCAACAAGGAAGUGGUUCUGAAACAAAGCGAAGAAUAUGCAGGCGAAAAGCGCAGGCGUACUUGGGAAGUAGGGACAACUCAAGAACAGGAAUCAGCAGAGAUGGCUCUGGACAACGGAAAAAACGGGGAGGCGACGAACUUAGAGGGGUAAGCUCGUCCGGGGAGGCUGGGAGACAGAAAGCGACUGGAUGGUGCUGCGGGGUGUCGUUUUAUUGUUAUAAUUGUUAUUUUUCAGUCUGGUGUGUCUUGUUUGUUUCUGACAGUUUUUGUUCUUCCUUUUGUUUUGUUUUCGGUUGUGCCUGUAAAACGUUUGGGUUGGAUUUGGAGGUAGGAGAUGAUUUAACUAGGAUUACCGUCACUGGCUCAGUUGUGCCCACUUUUGGAUCAGCGAGUUAUAUUACUGAGGUAGUUGACUCCAACUCUGGUUCGCGGGACGACGGUCAUCUUAAGUUACUUUGUCAGUUUUCCUGCUAUCCUGAUGUUUUGAGUUAUAUGUAAGCCACCUUUCCUCAAAAAAAAAAAAAGAUGCUAAAAAAUAGGAAGGUAAAAUCGUUAGAAUACACAUGAUUACAUGAACGGAAGGAAAACAACGGAAUGUCCAAAUUACC
Messenger RNA from Cuscuta epithymum, 1774 nucleotides. The record is from the annotation of a GenBank genome assembly. NCBI's taxonomy places the organism in Eukaryota, Viridiplantae, Streptophyta, Magnoliopsida, Solanales, Convolvulaceae.